ACUUCACAUUAAAGUACAGUACGGGUGCCCAUGUAAAUAGGUUGUAUGGAAAAACUUAUAUUUUUAUUAGAAAAACUAUUGCAAUAAAGAAACUAUUAAAGGACCACAGAAUUACACAAUGAAAUCUGUACUAAUAACCGGUGCCAACAGAGGUCUGGGGCUCGGGAUGGUGAAAUAUCUCACGAAAAAGAAUGAAGGAUACCAAAUAUUCGCUACUUGCCGGAAUCGGAAUACUUCGGAGGAACUGAAACAAUUAGAACAAGAGAAUGCAAACCUUCACAUUUUACAUUUAGAUGUAACAAACACGUCGAGUUUUGACGAAAUAUCGUCUCAGAUCAAAAAAGUGGUGGGCGGUAACGGACUGAACCUGUUGGUGAACAACGCUGGGGUGACCACCAAGUUCACCAAACUGGCGCUGGUGAAAAGGGAACAAUUGUUGGACAAUCUUACAGUCAACACCGUCGCGCCAAUCAUGCUCACAAAGGCUUUGCUAGCACAUUUGAAGCAGGCGUCUGAAGCGAAUAGCGACAAACCAAUGGGCACGGAACGAGCUGCCAUCAUCAACAUGUCUUCCAUCCUUGGGUCUAUUGCGCAGAAUGACCAGGGCGGGUUCUAUCCUUACCGCUGUUCCAAGGCAGCUCUAAACGCAGCUACAAAGUCAAUGAGUAUAGAUCUCAAGAAGGACAAAAUCCUGGUGGUGUCAAUGCACCCGGGGUGGGUUCGCACGGACAUGGGAGGCAGCAAUGCUCCUCUUGAUGUGGACAGCAGUAUCCAGGGUAUAUUCGAAACAAUCUCUAAGCUGAGAGAGGAAGAUAGUGGAAAAUUCUUGCAAUAUGAUGGUUCAGAAUUGCCUUGGUAAUAUAACGUAAAGCUCAAUAGAGCUCAACGUGCUCAAAGAAAAGUGUGUUUGAUACGCAUUUAUAAACAUUUGAGAAUUGUACGGUUUUUGUUUUAAAUAAAUACACAAAACAACACCCGUUGCCUACUAUU
Hyposmocoma kahamanoa is the source of this 990-nucleotide messenger RNA. It is a transcript of the gene sni, whose product is annotated as C-factor. The record is from RefSeq and is a predicted model, not a curated record. Lineage: Eukaryota; Metazoa; Arthropoda; Insecta; Lepidoptera; Cosmopterigidae. The coding region runs from base 119 to 859 and encodes 246 amino acids. The transcript has 5 exons.